Erigeron canadensis is the source of this 1638-nucleotide messenger RNA. Its product is annotated as cysteine-rich receptor-like protein kinase 10. Gene Ontology annotation, molecular function: protein kinase activity; ATP binding. Gene Ontology annotation, biological process: protein phosphorylation. The transcript is spliced from 6 exons. The coding region runs from base 226 to 1455 and encodes 409 amino acids. The record is from RefSeq and is a predicted model, not a curated record. NCBI's taxonomy places the organism in Eukaryota, Viridiplantae, Streptophyta, Magnoliopsida, Asterales, Asteraceae.
UCAUAUUUGAUAACUUAAUGCUGUUAUAACUUAUACGUUAACUAUGUUUGGAACAUCUGUGGAGUGUGGAAGUAGUUCUUACAUGACACUUUAUGCAACUCAAAUUCAUGUAAUUAUUCUUAUUUUUACACGGUUUGAAAGAGAGAUACCGAAGUAAAUCUUGUACCUGACUUCUAGUGAUCGAGGAGACAUACAUUGCAUACUGAACCAUGUUUGUUGUUGUCCAUGCAUUCAGAAGGAAAUGGGAACUCAUCAAAAAUGGUUUACGUGAUCAUUUCUGUUCCAUGUGUUUCUGUUGGGCUAGCCAGUAUUGGUUUAUAUUUUCUCAUUAUGAAAGCUAGGAAGAAAAAGAAUAAUGCUAAUAGGAGCGCCCUUUCAUCUCUACUAAAGAGACACCACAGUGCAAAAUUAGCCCAAACCGGGUCAGCUGAAAUGGAAAUUAGUACAGUAGGAUCCAUACAGUUUGAUCUGCGUACCAUUGAAGCAGCCACCAAGAACUUUUGCAUUGAAAACAAGAUUGGUGAAGGAGGUUUUGGCCCUGUUUAUAAGGGUGUUCUUGCCAAUGGAAUGGAAGUCGCUGUCAAGAGAUUAUCAAAAUCAUCCGGACAAGGCUCACAUGAGUUUGUAAACGAAGUCAUUUUGAUGGCAAAGCUCCAACAUCGAAAUCUUGUUAGGAUGUUAGGAUUUUGCCUUGAAGACGACGAGAAGUUACUAAUCUAUGAUUACAUUUCCAACAAAAGUCUCGACUACUUCCUUUUUGAUCCAAAUAGGAAUGGGCCCUUAGAUUGGCCAAAACGCUAUAAAAUCAUUGAAGGAAUUGCUAAAGGAAUGCUUUAUUUACAUCAAGAUUCACGGCUAAGAAUCAUCCAUCGUGAUCUAAAAUCUAGCAAUAUCUUGCUAGACCUGGAGAUGAAUGCUAAAAUUUCUGAUUUUGGGAUAGCAAGGAUCUUUGGAGUGGAUCAAACUCAAGCCAACACCAAACGAAUUGUUGGAACAUAUGGCUACAUGUCUCCUGAGUAUGCAGUUCAUGGACAUUUUUCUGUGAAGUCGGAUGUAUUUGCUUUUGGUGUUGUAGUCCUUGAGAUCAUCACAGGAAAGAAAAGUUCAAGCUUUUUUGAUCAAGAAGAUCGUGAUGAUCUUCCACAUUUUGCUUGGAAGAAAUGGAUGGAAGGAACAACAAUGGACCUUAUGGAUCCAACAAUGGUUGAAACUUGUUCGGAUGAUGAAGCAGUGAGAUGUAUAAACAUUGGGUUGCUAUGUGUGCAAGAAGAUGUGGAUGCAAGGCCUUCUAUGUCUUAUGUUUUGAACAUGCUCAACAAUUAUUCCAUCACUCUGCCAUCUCCUAAAAGACCUCCCCAUUAUCUUUUUAUUAGACCCGAGUCAUAUAUUUCGACUUGCAAGUCUGUUCCUAGAUCAACAGAUGAAUCGAUGAUUACAACCAUACAUCCACGGUAAUGACAUACAUGACUACACGCGGUACUUCUCGAACUCUGUUUUGCAACUCUGUUUUUGUAAAUAUCGAUGAUUGUGUUGGAUAAAGAGGGCUGGUAUAGAAAAGGAGAUAAAAUGAUUUUGGUUUUACGUGUAGAGUUAUCGAUCAUGCACAUUUCUAUGAAUUUGCAUCGAGUAUUAAGUUCA